This is a messenger RNA of Cantharellus anzutake, 2764 nucleotides long. RefSeq lists its product as uncharacterized. The coding region runs from base 255 to 2513 and encodes 752 amino acids. The record is from RefSeq and is a predicted model, not a curated record. Lineage: Eukaryota; Fungi; Basidiomycota; Agaricomycetes; Cantharellales; Hydnaceae. The transcript has 3 exons.
AUCUACACGAUUCCCCCGGAACAACGCGGACUAUACCAGAGUGCUGAGCUUUAUUCGCGGGUCCGUUAAACAGUGCCAGUAAUCUGAUAAUACUUUUUUCAGAGAUCUGCUCCGGAACAACGCGGACCUGGGCUACCUAGCGCGUAUAAAUCUCAACCAGGAAAUGCUGCACCCCAUUCCACACUUAUACAUUUGUUUCUAGACUUUGAGUGUCGAGUCCUUAGACGUCCAUAUCACCUUCAACGAUAUACAUUAUGAAGCCCUCUGCGAUUCCGGUGAAAAGACCUUUCCCUGUUGACAUCCUCGAAGCCAUAGCUGCAGCAGUAUUCGACGCAGCUCUUCCUUGCCCCUCUUCUCCGUUGGACCCCCUCUACCUGCCAAACACUGCUAAUAUGCCGACUUCCUCCCCUUCCGCAUUUCCCGCGCCACACUGGUCGGAACCCGUCGCACGCAAGACGCUUGCUAACAUGUGUUUAGUUAGCAAGGAUUUUUACUAUGCAGCUAAACCAUGGUUAUGGAGACGGAUUGAGGUGAACCUUCCCCGUAACUGGCUUCGUUUACUGGAUGAGAUUUGUGGGGAGGACGAGGAACACACCCCGCCACAAGUCAUUCCCACAAUCCUUAUGCCAGUUUCCACCGACGGUUAUCCUCAUUUGGUCGUUACUUCUCCCCCAUCCUCGCUAUCUACGCCUGUUCCGGAUAAUAAUGUUGCAAUGUUGAGCACGAAACGUGUUACGCAACUGGCGAACGUUAUCACAAUGCCCGACAAGGAUAUGCGUAAACGUACCGUCCCAUUGGAUUUGCUAUCUCCAGGUGUCUCCCGGGAUCCUAGCCCCCGAAGGUUGCGUGCACGGUCCCCUGGGCGAUGGCGAUUUAUUCGAGAUGUGAAUCGGAGGAUUCAUGCCGAACCCGGAUUGUAUGUCCCGACUCCAGUGUAUUCUCGCCCUGGACGAUACGUACGCCACCUUGAUUUCAACCACUUUAGGACAAUCAGUAUGAGGCAUUUUGUUGGUGACGGGACGCGAUUCGUGACCGAGGCACGCUUGGAGCGUCUGCUCAAGGAAAUGCCUAAUCUGCGCGUAUUCGGAGCGACGGAGCUGAUAGAGAGUGCUGUCAGUGCUAACGUGCUUGCAGAACUGAUCCUCCGAGGACUUCCUUAUAAUGGUGCACCAGUCCGGGGACGUGGCGCGGUGCGACUUAAACAUGAGAUGGAAGAGGCAGAUGAUGAAGAGAGACGAGCAGAAUACAAGCCCCUAGAAGCUUUAGACUUUUGUGGAUGCGCCAGUCCCAUCUUCGCCACUUCCCUGCAGCAAUUUGUUAAGGAAACCGGACUCGGUUUGUCCUACAAACCAGCCCAACCUAAACGUUUAGCUUCUGGGCAUUUUAACGGACAUGCCAAGGAGCCUUCCCUGAUUCCCGUUCCUCUAAGGACAUUCCCUGGCCUCAGGCGCCUCUGUCUAGAUGGCGUUGCAUCUGUUUCGCCGGAUAUUCUCUCCGCAUUCGUCUGUUCUUUCCCUUCCCUCACCCAUCUCGAUCUCGCUUCGACUUGUUGCACCCCCACGCUAUUACAGGCGCUUGCCGCCACACCUACAAUCCGCUUGCACUCACUGUCACUUUCACGUUGUAGUCGGCUCACUUCUGAAUCGAUUACGGAUUUCCUCAUCGACGGCGGUGCAGUAACCGAAGGCAUCCGGGAGUUAAGUCUUUAUGGAGAUGCAACUGCUCCGUGCCCAUUGACGAGGUGGGACCUCGGCAGGAUCGUGACGGAGGCCAAAUGUUUUAUCCGUGGACAAUUAGAGUAUCUUGAUCUCUCCGGUAGCGCGCUCGAUAAAAGUCACCUUGCGGGUUUCUCGCCCCAACCUUCCUUGCGCAGCCUCGGUCUGAACUUUCUUGGUGCGAACAUCAGCAUGCACGAAGGCACUGAAGGUCGCACUGAAGGUCUGACGCUUGGGGAUAUUCGCGACUUUUUAUUUAAUAAAGCUCCAAACGUUGAGAUUGUUACGCUCGUUGGAAGUACGCCUGAGUUGACUGGUACUAUUCACGAUGGGUCACCUCACGCGUCUCCUGCGAAGCUUACAGCUAGCAAAGGAGCCAUCUCCAUAGCGCUACACUCGCAGCUUCUCCUGCCACUAUGUGUCCCGGCGUGCAUCUCCAGUGAUUCUCCCAAUUAUUCGCCUCCGGAACCACCAACGAGGUUGCGGGUAGUUGAGCUUUCAGCUUUCACGUUGUCCUGUCUCGGCACAGGAGCGUUUGGAUGGAAAAUUGUGAAGAGUCGAGGGGGCCGAGCGUGGUAUGUGGAUUCGACUGCUGUUUGGGCGGAUGGCGCCCUGCGUAGGGGUGUGCAAGAGGGGAAGGGCAAGGAAGUCAGGGUGUGUCUGGAGCGGUGGGCUUGCGAGGGUAGUCCCCACGGAGUUGGAUGGCAUGCAAGGAAGAUGGAAGUAUUGCAUGGGCAGGGUAUGUUCGGGAGAGAGGACGGGCUUUAUGGCGCCGUCUCCUUUGCGUAUGCGGGGUGAUUUUAUCAUUCUCUGUUUUUCCCAACGCUUUCGAUCACCUUUCCUCCUCGUCUUCGUCAUUUUGACCUAGAUUUUCCCUUCCUGCUCUCUGAUAGAAAACUCGGUCUGAACACUGUGCAACUAGGCUUGCUCAGUUGUUCUCGUAGAAUCUACUAGACGCAGAUUCUCCGGUCCCGCUAAUAUGCGAAGGACCAUGCGGGGUACGGCGAGAACAUCGUACAUGCGUUUUUGUUAGUUAGAAAUAAUCAAGA